This is a messenger RNA of Linum trigynum, 1989 nucleotides long. NCBI's taxonomy places the organism in Eukaryota, Viridiplantae, Streptophyta, Magnoliopsida, Malpighiales, Linaceae. The record is from the annotation of a GenBank genome assembly.
CGAUACCGUUUUAAUUCUCCGCGAUGCCGCUUGUCUCCAUGCGGUACCGCUUCUUCCCUUCCGACAAGGAAUACAAAUAAUAAUAAUAAUAAUAAUAACAACUCCUUUUCCAACACCAAUACUACGCGCGCGGCCCCCAUCCUGUUUUCUGGUAAACAGUGUCGUUUCCAAUGCCGCGGUACCGGUGAGCUUCCUUGCGGUACCGUUUUUCUGGUCCACGGUACCGGUGAGCUUCCUUGCGGUACCGUUUUCCCUAUUCGCGACAUUGUUUGACUCCAAACGGUGCUGUUACUCUCCUCCUCCGACAAGGAAAAAAUAAAAUAAAAAACAUUCCUUGUCCAACAGCAACACAUGCCCUGCGCAUGACUCACACAUGGUCUGCAACCAAUGUCGUUUCAAGUACCGCGGUACCGCCAAGGCUCUUCGCGGUCUCGCUUAAAUUCUCCGCGGUAUUGCUCGACUCCAAACAACAUCGUUUUGGCCAUGCGAUAUCAAAUUAAAUGCCGAGACUCAUUAUUACGGCAUUGAAUUUAGGCCAAAAAUAUUUUAGGUGUAAACACAGUCCUUCGCCGAUGUCGAGUGACUUCACAACCAGUCUGACAAAAAACCCAUGCCCUGUUCCUACAGUCAAUCCUCCUCUCGACAUCUUCUCCUGCAAUUGUUGUGAUUUCGAGGACGAUCGUGUAAGGAAGUGGUUAAGUACCCUACAUGGGUCUCUCCCAACAACUCGAAUUAUUGGGACCAGUUGGUUUAUGACAUGGUAUCAGAGCUGGUUUGUCCUUGAGGUCACGUGUUCAAGUCCUCACUACCCCCAAUAUUAACCGUUGUCAUCAAGCACAUGGUAUGGCGGGCCUGUGCAAACUUCAAGUCCAUGAGUCGGCUUUCGUUUGAGGAGGCGUGUAAGGAAGUCGUUUGUCCUUGAGGUUUAUGACAUAUUGACUCCAGGCCCGUGAAAUCCGCGCCGAGCAAAGAGAAAUCCAUCUGCUCUACCCUCUCUGCCGACUCCCGGUCUGCCUUGGUUGGGGAAGGUUCUGCUCUGUAAAGAAACGAGCAGUAAGUCGAGUGGGAGCUCGUCGGAGAUACGCUUGCUGGUGUCACCCUAUGCUCUCUCGUUCACAAUCCCGCUGUCGCCAAAUAUGGAAAGAGAGGAAUGAGGGGAAGGGAGACAAAUCAUCGAUUUUUGAGUUUUGAUGAAAAGAGAGGAAAGAAGACAGAUCGACAACCCUUGUUUCAGGGAUGAGUUCUGCAUCACCUCGUCGGAGCUCUGUUUCAUAUCUUUGUUCUCGUUGCUUUUGGUCUCCAUCAAGAGAGACUGGCGCUCUCCCUUAUCCUUGAUUUUGGUCUCCGUCCAGGGGGUUCUCGUGGAGGCAUCGGCGGGCGAUGGUGCAAUUGUUACCGCUGGCCAAAAUCCUAGGCAUCCCACGGAAAUGCACUGAAUCCCUCGUCUCUAGAGCCUCGAGUGGCGGAGCUACUCCCACACUUGGGGGUGCUUGCAGCCCCCUUGGAGGAGAGUGGAAAAAAUUCAACCAGGGAAGGUAACUAACGGAAUGGAAACGCUGACCCAUCACACAUUACAAUCCUCCUUAUCAGAGCAACUAGCUAAGUUUUAUGAUUAAAUAUUAUGUAUCAUUUAACUUGACGUAUCCAAGGAUCCCAUUCCUUACCCUUCUUUUCCCUAUGCCGAUGAUAUAACCCCGUAUACAAUAGUCAAUUUCAGUGCACACGCCAAGCAGAGCAGUGAUUCAGCACCCUCGUUCAUGAACUUUGGUUUGUUUCACAUAAUCAAUUUCAUGGUACUUCUAAGUUAUAAUUUAAAUUAUUCGAUGAAUUGAUGUUUGUAUUUGAUGGCCGCAACAUCGUUGGAUUACUCCCUUUUAGGCAGCUCUACACCCUUCUUUAGUCUUUUUUAAGGGUAGAUUUGCAUUCUUAAAAUUUCUCUUUAUGACUUGCUUUCGAUUACCUAGGAGCGAAUAUAUUGGACUAAGUCUG